AUGACUAAAUGCAGCAAAGGACGACAUGGACAUGUCAAUUAUAGAGACUCUAAGUUAACACGCAUACUACAACCCGCCUUGGGAGGCAAUGCGAGAACUGCCAUUAUUUGCACCUUGAGUCCUACAAGAAGCUAUAAUGAGCAAUCAAGAAAUACCCUUUUGUUUGCCCGCUGUGCUAAGGAAGUGACAACAAAUGCUCGGGUCAAUGUAGUGAUGUCUGAUAAAGCCUUGGUGAAACAUCUGCAAAAAGAGGUAGCUCAUUUGAAGAGUGAGUUAAGAACCCCUGGACCAGCUUGUGAUCAUAUUGCAUUGCUAAGAAAGAAAGAUAUGCAGAUUGAAAAGUUAGAGAAAGAGGUGGGGGAACUAACCAAGCAACGAGAGCUUGCUCAAUCCCGGGUUGAGGAUUUAUUGCAAGUGGUUGGAGAUGACAAAACUUUAUGGAAAAAGGAUACUAUUACCUGUUCUCAUAGCCGCCCUCUCACGUUGGCAAUAAGCAACAGCAUGAAAGCUCUUAGACGUGAGAGGGAGGUGCUGAGAAGGCUUAUGUAUAAAAGGUAUACCCGAGAUGAAAGAUACCAAAUUUAUCAGAAAUGGGGCAUAAGAAGAAAUUCGAAGCAAAGGAGGUCACAGUUAGUACAUCGCCUUUGGAGUGACCCUAAAGAUAUGGAUCACAUUGGAGAUAGUGCUGCUAUUGUUGCAAAGCUGAUUAGAUUCUCAGAUAAAGGGAAAACCCUUAAGCAGAUGUUUGGCCUUAGCUUCAUUCCACCAUGCAAAAGUCCAAGAUCCUUCAGCUGGAAAAAGAGUGUGAAAUCACUUUUGUGA
This is a messenger RNA of Fraxinus pennsylvanica, 822 nucleotides long. The record is from the annotation of a GenBank genome assembly. Lineage: Eukaryota; Viridiplantae; Streptophyta; Magnoliopsida; Lamiales; Oleaceae.